Molecule: messenger RNA, 834 nt
Organism: Orbilia oligospora ATCC 24927
Lineage: Eukaryota; Fungi; Ascomycota; Orbiliomycetes; Orbiliales; Orbiliaceae
Exons: 2
Coding region: 1-834 (277 amino acids)
Molecular function (GO): zinc ion binding; carbonate dehydratase activity
Source: RefSeq, a predicted model, not a curated record
AUGCGAACAUUUCUCUCAAUAGCCGCAUAUGGCCUCUUCUUAUCCGAGAUUCUAGCAUGCCCGGACCACUUACAUCACGAAGAAGACCGUCUGAGGAAACGUGCAGAGCCCGGUGGAAAUGUUACAUGGGCGUACGAGGCUAGUUAUGAUUGGGGUCGGUUAUCAGACAGCUUCGAACUCUGUCAAAUCGGCACCCAGCAAUCCCCAAUCCCACUAUCCCUAACCCAAGGCCUCUCCUUGAACCAUCGUCCCUACUUUCAUUAUUCCGACACUUACAACGCUUCCUUGCACAACUGGGGUUAUGGUCCAGCUGUGACCCUCGCCCACCCCAAAGAUGAUUUCUCUCAAUUACCUCAUUUCACAUUUGAAGAAGAAAGUGGCAUGAACGAGACAGUCUACCUCACAGGCUGGCACAUCCACGCCCCAGCGGACCACUCCGUAUCCGGCGACCGUAGUAAAGCAGAACUCCACCUGGUCCACGUCAGCUCCACUGGAAAACCACGUGCUGUAGUCGCAAUCCGCAUCGACCCGGGAAAUACAGUUUCUCCAUUCUUUUCGCAUCUGCCGCCGCUUAUUAGGUUCAAGGAUACGGAAACCCGGGUUCCAAUCGAAAAUUUCAACCCUGUACUAGCAUUGGCUGAAGUUAACUUUUUGAACGAGUUCUGGACUUAUAGAGGUAGUUUGACGAGUCCUCCGUGUUCGGAGGGUAUCAGAUGGUUUGUGGCUAGGAAUAUUUUAUUCGUUGGGGUUAAGCAGAUGCAGGAGAUUUUGUUCAAUAGCAUUUAUUCGGCGAGACAGGAGCAAGAGGUUUGGUUACAUCAGAUUAAUGUGUAG